AGCAUUCUACAAGUUUCGGCAUCUCUUUCCAUCUCUUGCUCUUUCAGGAGACUGUUAUUCUCGGAAAUCAAAGGAGGGGAGAAUAAGAAACCUAUAUACGAUAAAUCCGAAGAAAAAGCAGAGAAAAGACAUUAAAGGGGAGAAAGAAAAAAGGAAGAAAAACAGAAGAAGAACAGAAGAACAGAAAAAACAGGGAGAGAGAGAGGAAUUGAUCGGCUGUGCAAACCACACGAACGGGGAAAGAGGAAUAAAGAAAAGGAAAGAAAGAAGAAAGCAACCGAAGAACAAAAAAGAAGAAGAAGAAGAAGAAGAAGAAUAUAAUAGCAUUGAGUGUUACCAGUCGGCACUCGUGAAUUAUACAGUUCUUCACCCACACCCUCAUUUCAUCCCUUAUACUCCCCUUCGUGAUCAGCAUCCACCUGUGUAUUUGCCAAUAUGUCGUCAGGACUGGCCUCCGACGAAGUCGCUGAGGAUUACAAGAACUCAUUGGAAGAUCUAACAACGAACGACAGGUUCCAGAUCAGCAAUUUAACGGUCAUAGCCAAGGAGAACACCGAGCAUGCCAUGGCCAUCUCCCGAGUAUUGGAGAAUCACAUUCGAACAACGCCUCCGGCCCAGAAGUUGCCCGCCUUGUAUGUAGUCGAUUCAAUUGUCAAGAAUGUAGGGACACCCUACACGCUUUUUCUGGGGCGCAAUAUGUACCAGACAUUCAUGAAUGCCUAUACCUUGGUCGACUCGCCAACUCGCAGAAAGUUGGACGAGAUGCUCAAAACAUGGAAGGAGCCGGUCCCUGGUUCUCUAGACACGAGGCCAGUCUUUCCUCCGGAAGUUACUCGCGGCAUCGAAAGUGCACUCAUCAAAGCGAGGACAGCCGCCCUGCAGCAGCAACAGGCGAGGAGCCAACAGGAAGUUCUUACUCGUGGGCGGGUUGGGACACCCCCAGGUUGGGGGAGUAGCAGCGCAACAGCUCAGAGUUCUACUCGUUAUCCUCCAUCCACAAAUUCAACGCCACCUAUGCUAUAUCACAGGAAUGGGCCCGGUCAUGGGUUUCCAUCGGCAGACCCGCGAUCAACUCCAACGCCUCAACUUCAGCAACAGCAACAGCAGGAUGUGAACCUCUCAGCUUUGAAUCGGGAUAUAGAGGCUUUAAUCGCAACUGCUCGAAGCGAUUUUGCGAAUAACCCCCUCGACCCUUCCGUACAGCAACGGCUAAAGGCUCUUCUGGACCUCCAGGGUAUCUUGCAACGCCAGGAACUUACUCAGGAGCAAUUGAAGCUUGUGCGCGAUCAGGUUUCUGCACUUUCCCCAAAACCCCCAAAUUCAGUUCCUUCGACUCUUCCCCCUGCUAUUCCAGCGGUGUCGACACCAUCGAUGGCAAUGCCUCCCGUGCAAGCCAUUUCUCAGCCUCUUCAGCAGCUUCUGAACCCCGGGACACUUGCUGAGCUUAUCAAAACUACCGCUGCACGCCAGCAGCCUACACCACCGCCUCAGGCUCAGAGUAUCUUGCCACAAGCGCCUAGCAGUGGGAUAUCGCAGCCAACUGGUACUUUAAACCCGGAGAACCCACUGAUUGCGGCGCUCAGAGCACGCGGCCUUUUGCCCCCUGCGUCGGCACCCCCAACAACGUCCGCUACGCCUUCCUCAAACCUCGCUUCUGUCUUUCCUUUCAUUGUGCCUGGUCAAGUGCGAUUUACACCUCCUGUGCCGACGCCUCAAGUGACCGAUAAUUCGAAUAUACAAAUUAAUGUUCAAAUGAACACAGCGUCUAUCAAGAUACCACGCAAUACCUUCAUAGCUACUCUUUAUGAGUCGAAGCCCAAUCGUUGUGGGACUUGUGGGCGUCGUUUUUCUGCAACAGAGGAUGGGAAGGAAAAGAAAGCACGCCAUCUAGACUGGCACUUCAGAACUAACCAACGCAUGGCAGAGGCAGCCAGGCGGGCCCAGAACCGCAGUUGGUAUGUUGAUGAACGGGAUUGGAUCAAAUCCCGAGAGGUGGGCGAUGAUGAAGGCCUUUUGGACACAGAAACAUCCGGUGAAGUUGCAAAUGGAGGCGAUGGUGGUUCUGCGAAGAAAGGGCCACCGAAGCAAUGGAUACGUGCUCCGAACGAUGCCACUCUACGGAAUACGCCCUGUCCUAUUUGCCAGGAGAAAUUCGAGUCGACAUGGUCUGAGGAUGUCCAAGACUGGAUAUGGCAAGAUGCCGUCAAAGUCGGGAAUCGCGUGUACCAUGCGAGUUGUUAUGCAGAGGUGACUAAAGACGGUUCCACGCCAGCACGCCGAGGUACUCCUUUAGGGCGUACUGGAACUCCAGACUCCGUAUUGGGCAAACGCAAGGCUGAGGGAACUGAUUCCCCUAACCAAAAUGCCCGGGUCAAGUUGGAGCUAAUGUGAGAAUAUCAUCUGGUGGAAGAGAACUAGAAAUUGCAUUUUUUGCUUGGUCUGGUCAGAAAUGCGUGCUUCGAGCCCAUGAGCCCUCCAUCUUCCCUCCCUUUCCUUUCCUUUCCUUUCUUUUGCAUUAGGACAGAGUCCCUAUGGCGUUCGGAAUCCAUCUUCAGUGUGAUGUACUCCAGCAAUUGGGGUGUUUUGUAUAUAUACAUAGUAGCCAAG
Molecule: messenger RNA, 2607 nt
Organism: Aspergillus pseudonomiae
Lineage: Eukaryota; Fungi; Ascomycota; Eurotiomycetes; Eurotiales; Aspergillaceae
Product: putative mRNA cleavage factor complex component Pcf11
Exons: 6
Coding region: 436-2391 (651 amino acids)
Biological process (GO): termination of RNA polymerase II transcription
Cellular component (GO): cytoplasm; mRNA cleavage factor complex
Molecular function (GO): mRNA binding; RNA polymerase II complex binding
Source: RefSeq, a predicted model, not a curated record